Morchella importuna is the source of this 2043-nucleotide messenger RNA. RefSeq lists its product as uncharacterized. Lineage: Eukaryota; Fungi; Ascomycota; Pezizomycetes; Pezizales; Morchellaceae. The transcript has 24 exons. Gene Ontology annotation, molecular function: alpha-glucosidase activity. Bases 1 to 2043 code for a protein of 680 amino acids. Gene Ontology annotation, cellular component: glucosidase II complex. The record is from RefSeq and is a predicted model, not a curated record. Gene Ontology annotation, biological process: carbohydrate metabolic process; N-glycan processing.
AUGACUGAGCUCCAGGAUAGUCACAACUUCCUUCUUCCCGAAGAGUUUUUCCAAUCUGUGAAGCGAGGGGAAUUCAAGUCUCCUACAAAAAUCAUUUACAACCCGGAGGAUAAUCUUGCUGGGAACCCGGUCAUCAAAACUAGGGUUCUCCUUCGCUUACAAGUAGGUGGCCAGGAAGAGCAGCCAUUGUUCUUAUUGCAAUUCGCUCGUCCAAAGGUCUGGAGAAUCAGGUUUGAUCCGGAAAGUCUUGCUCCAGAACAAUACGACGACUACAAUUCUCGUACCAUAAUCUCGGAUACAUUGUCAAAUCUCAUCAGAAUCCUCGGUUGUGCUGAAAAUAUCGUCUGGCGUACCAAAUUCGAUGCAGGAUCCGACCUGGACCCCUUCUACGUUUUUAAGACCGUUCAAUAUCCCACCAAGAAAGACCUGAAGGCAGGUAUCAAUGGGAGAACUAUAACUGAGCUCAACAUUUAUAAGAAUGAAUUUAAAAUUGAGACUGUGCGUUCUAUCGAGGAAUCGGGCCUAGGAGAUCCUCCUGUUCUUCAAGGAGCUACCAGCAAAGCCGUAUUCAAAAGGAAAGUAGUUUGGGAGACUACUGGAGCCGGCUUGUCUUGGAAAAAAACCGGGGCUGCCAACGCUACUCUUUUGACAGCCAAGAAACCCGGCUAUGCACGCUACCUCGGCUGGGGAGAUCGAGAGCAAGGAGGGGAGGGGUUCUCAAAGAAGAGCACACUCAUGAACUACUUUAACUUCGACAACAUGACUUAUAGCAGUGUCUACAAUCAAGGGCCGCUUGACGAGCGCGAACCAUUAUACCACUCCGAGCCAUUUUGCCUCUACAGCUCGGUCAUGGAACGCGCUCGUCUCAAGCCUAGAUAUGUUCUUGGCCAUCAUCAAGGAUAUUACGGCUAUGAUACUCGCAAGAAGGUUCUAAAAUUUGCGCAUGCCUACAAAGACAGAGAUACCCCAUUGGAUGGGAUCCACAUCGAUGUUGAUCUACAGGAUGGCCUACGUACAUUUACUAUUGAUGGAGUUAAAUGUAGCACAAACAUCACUCCUGUAAUCAACCUCACGCCAACAGAGACUUAUAAAACGCUCAAUGAAGGCCUUGAGAAAGGGCAUUUCAUCCUAGAUAAGCGAUACGAUGACGGAAAUGGUGUCAUUCCUCCGCAUGAGGUUGAAUAUGUGUGCUACGAGAACGGAAUCAAGCUAAAUAUCGAUCCAGUCAAUGAGAUGGGGCAGUUUCCCGGGGCUGACUACAACUUUGUGGAAUGGUACAAUAGUGGGAAGCCAUAUCGUGGGGGAGUGGGUUAUGGAGGCACACUUGGCGCGCCGGGCAUUAUCCAAACCUUAAUAACGCUGCGACUAGAAAAUGAAUAUGGCGACAUGAAAGGACUUCCCUUUCGCCUCAUGGCUACGUAUGAGGGACUCAACGCUUUAAAAGGCCGCGAGAAUAAACGCAACUUUAUCAUCGGCCGGGGGAGCUAUGCUGGGGCACACAAAUGGGCUGGCUUGUGGACUGGAGACAAUGCAUCAACCUGGGAUCAUUUUCAAACUUCUGUAAACCAGGUUUUAUCUUUGGCCGUGGAACCUGUCUGCCGUUAUUAUGUCCAGCUCCGAUACAGCUUGCUGCAGCUCAUGUACGACGCGGUGUUUGAGCACCAGUUCUACGGAUUGCCCAUCGUUCGAGCUCUUCUGAUCACCGACAGCGAAGAUACCUCUCUGUUCACCGAUAAUGACUGGGCACUUAGCAAUGAAUGUGUGGUCGGUCGGGAUCUUCUUGUCGCUUCUAUCAUGCAUAAGCAAGAUGAGAAGGGGGGACAUCGUUCAGCGGAGGCGGGAUCAUUCCACAGAUUGAAGUCCGUCAAUCUGCUGACGACAAAUCCAAGAAGGUUAUCAGGUGAAAAUUAUAAGGAGGUGAGGAUCGAACAAGAGUGGGACGUCGCAGACUUGAAUCGUACCAUUACAAUCACUACUCUCUGGGAUGGAUAUCACCUUGACAGAGUCCAAAAGGAUAUUGGGGAUCACUACACGGUUAUCUGA